Molecule: messenger RNA, 3064 nt
Organism: Hemicordylus capensis (graceful crag lizard)
Lineage: Eukaryota; Metazoa; Chordata; Lepidosauria; Squamata; Cordylidae
Gene: TCF12
Product: transcription factor 12
Exons: 21
Coding region: 587-2812 (741 amino acids)
Biological process (GO): regulation of transcription by RNA polymerase II
Cellular component (GO): transcription regulator complex
Molecular function (GO): RNA polymerase II cis-regulatory region sequence-specific DNA binding; protein dimerization activity; DNA-binding transcription factor activity, RNA polymerase II-specific
Source: RefSeq, a predicted model, not a curated record
GAGGGCGAAGGCGCGGAGGGAUACGGAGCGGGAGCCGUGGGGUCCUGAGGUCGCCCGAAAAGGUCUGCCUGAGGAGGGGCGGGGCGGAAGGAGAGGGAGCUCCGCCGCGAGUCGACGCGCUGGCUUGGGGACGGAGGAGGGCGGGCGGAGGAGGGCGGGGCGCCCAUGGCGCGCGGAGGAAAGCGCCUGGCUGAGGCGGCGGCAGCAACGCCAGCAGCCCGCCCCGCCCACCGACUCGGCAGCCUCUCCUGGCAGACCUCGCGCGGCUGCCGCUUCCGCCCGAGAGGAGGAGGCGAGCGGUGGGUGGGGGCGGGGCUGGCGGGAAGGCGGAGGCGCCCCCCCCGCUGGGCGGCCCAUUGUUGGCGGCGGCGGCGGCGGCGGGAGUCGGGGGGCUGCUCGGGCGGCGGCGGCCUCCUCGGAACGGGGCGCUCUGGGCGGAGUGUGGAGGCGGCGGCGGCGGCGGCGGGGCCCGGGCGGCUGGCUAGCUGCCCCCGCGGCGCGCUCCCCUGGCCGGAGCCUCCCCCCUCCGCUUCCCUCCCGCUGCCGGGCAGGACCCCGCAGCCGCCCGAGGAGGAGCAGGAGGAAGAUGGACCCAGCCCAGCAGCAGCAGCAGCAGCAGCAGCGCAUGGCCGCCGCCAUCGGCACCGACAAGGAGCUCAGCGACCUGCUGGACUUCAGCGCGAUGUUUUCCCCACCUGUUAACAGCGGGAAAACCAGGCCAACCACGCUGGGGAGCAGCCGGUUCAGUGGAGCAGGUAUGGAAGAACGAACAGGUGAUGCAUCUUGGGGAACAAGUGGUCCAUCCAGUCCUUCCUAUGAACCUCCAAAGGAAAAUGGCAGUCUCCUUGGAAAAAGCUCAGAUCUCUCAACAGCUCUUGAAAAACUGAAACACGAGGAGGGUUUUACAGACAGUCCUCAUUAUGAUGAUCACUUGAAGGAUAGUCGAUUAGGGCCCAGUGAAGGCUUGUCCCCGACACCUUUCAUGAACUCCAGUCUGAUGGGGAAAACAUCAGAAAGAAGUCCGUUUCCAUUGUUUGGUCGAGACGCAGGACUUUCGGGCUGCCAGUCCAGUCUGCUUCGGCCAGAUAUUGGGCAUGGAGGUGCCAGUCAAAUGCCACCCUCGGGAAAAGCGGGAAUACCUUAUUACCCAUUCUCCACCACAAAUCCACGGCGAAGACCACUUCAUGAUUCCUCCUCUCUUGAUUCUCUGCAGACAAAGAAAAUUAGAAAGGUGCCUCCUGGUUUACCUUCUUCUGUCUAUGCACCAUCGCCAAAUUCGGAUGACUUCAAUAGAGAAUCUCCGAGUUACCCAUCUCCCAAGCCACCAAGCAGUAUGUUUGCCAGCACUUUCUUUUUGCAAGAUGGGACCCACAAUGCUUCCGACCUUUGGAGCCCUUCCCACGGAAUGAGCCAGGCUGGCUAUGGUGGAAUCCUGGAAAGUUCCUCCUCUCACAUGUCACAGUCGGGCAGUUAUGGCAGUCGGCACACACAUGACCGCUUGAGCUAUCCCCCUCAUUCAGUCUCCCCAACAGAUCUCAAUGCCGGCCUUCCUCCCAUGUCAAGCUUCCACCGGGGCAGCGCCAGCAGUUCCUCCUACGCCGCUGCCUCCCACGCUCCACCUGUCAAUGGGUCCGAUAACAGCAGCAUCCUGGUCAACAGAGGCAGUGGUGCAGGAAGCUCUCAGACUGGGGAUGCCCUUGGAAAAGCCUUGGCAUCUAUUUAUUCUCCUGAGCACACCAGCAGUAGUUUUCCAUCCAAUCCCUCAACACCUGUUGGCUCACCAUCACCUCUCACAGGUGCAGGUCAGUGGCCAAGGACUGGAGGACAAGCCCCCUCGUCUCCAAACUAUGAAACUUCUCUGCACUCCUUGAAAAAUCGAGUUGAGCAACAGCUUCACGAGCAUUUGCAAGAUGCUAUGUCAUUCUUAAAGGAUGUCUGUGAGCAGUCGCGGAUGGAAGAUCGCUUGGACAGGCUCGAUGAUGCCAUCAAUGUGCUUCGGAACCACGCGGUGGGGCCUUCAACCAGCCUGGCGGGGGCCCACGGAGAGAUCCAGAGUCUGUUGGGACCAUCCCAUAACGGGCCAAUCAGUAGUCUGAGCUCAAGUUAUGGAGCAUCCAGUCUUGUAACGACCAGCCGGCAGGCCUCAAUGGUUGGCACUCACCGAGAAGACAAUGUUAGCCUCAGUAGCAGCCAUUCAAGCUUGUCCAGUGCAGUUCCUGCACAGAGCACUGAACUAAAUAAUAAAACACAAGAAAGUUACAGAGCCCUGUCAGCUGGGUUGCCCAGCCAAGCAGUAGCGCUGGGUCCUGUCGAAAUCAAGUCGGAGCACAAGGAGAGAGACGAAACUGCACAUGAAGCCGCUUCAUCUGACGACAUGAGAUCAGACGAUGAGUCUUCCCAAAAGGAUAUCAAGCUCUCCUCAAGAGGAAGAACAAGCAGCGCUAACGAAGACGAGGAUUUAAAUCCUGAGCAGAAGCUGGAGCGCGAGCGGGAGAGGAGGAUGGCCAACAACGCUCGCGAGCGCUUGCGGGUCCGAGACAUUAACGAGGCCUUCAAGGAGCUGGGCCGGAUGUGUCAGCUGCACCUGAAGAGUGAGAAGCCCCAGACCAAGCUGCUGAUCCUUCACCAGGCGGUGGCCGUCAUCCUCAGUCUGGAGCAGCAAGUCCGAGAGAGGAACCUGAAUCCCAAAGCAGCCUGCCUUAAGAGAAGGGAAGAAGAAAAAGUUUCUGCCGUAUCGGCAGAGCCAUCCACCCCUCAUCCAGGAAGCCAUCCUGGGCUGAGUGAAGCUACCAACCCUAUGGGUCAUAUGUGAGCACCAGCCAGAAUUCUGGAAUCAUGGGGAGGAACCUAGAAGGUGACCUUUUCUUCACAAGGACAUACAGACUAAAAACAUUAAACAAAGACACAUCUGACAGGAGAAGCAAGAAACCCCAAUGCAAUCAUAUGAUCAAAGCUACUGGUCAACACUUGCAUCCAAGGUGAUGAUGCCAACUUCUCUUCCAGUAGAAUUUCAGCCCAGAAAUGCUCUGCCCAUCCUCUCCUCCCCCUCCAUCCUCCUGUUGCA